This is a messenger RNA of Fusarium pseudograminearum CS3096, 999 nucleotides long. RefSeq lists its product as uncharacterized. The coding region runs from base 1 to 999 and encodes 332 amino acids. Gene Ontology annotation, molecular function: NAD+ binding; oxidoreductase activity, acting on the CH-OH group of donors, NAD or NADP as acceptor. Gene Ontology annotation, biological process: fatty acid metabolic process. Lineage: Eukaryota; Fungi; Ascomycota; Sordariomycetes; Hypocreales; Nectriaceae. The record is from RefSeq and is a predicted model, not a curated record. The transcript is spliced from 2 exons.
AUGGCAAAAGAACAGGAAACUAUUACACUGAUCGGCUUGGGAACCAUUGGUAUCUCAUUCGCCGCCCUCCACCUUCGUUAUUCAAAUGCCAACAUCAGGCUAUACGACGUUCGCAACGAUUUGCAGCAACAUAUCGAAAGCCUCUUACCAGUGUACCUUGACUCGACAAAGAAAGAGGGUAAUAGUGACGACUUGUCUGUUCAACAACUGAUUUCUGAUGGCCGAAUUGUGAUAUGUUCUUCCCUAGAAGAAGCUUGCUCAAACGCAACCAUAAUCCAGGAGCAAGGACCAGACAAUGUGGAUUUCAAAAAGUCAACCUGGGCUCAAGUCAUUGAAUAUGCUCCGUCUGGUGCACAUCUAUGGAGUUCGACAUCUGGUAUACAGGCUUCGAAGCAGGUGGAAGAUCUUCAAGACAAGUCGAGGGUGCUUGUGGUUCAUCCUUUCAACCCGCCUCAUAUAAUGCCACUCAUCGAAGUCGUUCCAUCGUCACACACAACACCUGAAAGAACCCAGUUUGCGAUUGAUUAUUUUAGAAGUCUAGGAUCAGGUCACCGUCCCGUCAGAAUCAACAAAGAAACCCAGGGCUUCGUCGGCAACCGUCUAGCUUUUGCCCUCUUCCGCGAAGCAUGUCACUUGGUCGCCAAUGACGUUGUCUCAGUCCAGGACCUGGACACUAUUGUUGAAGCCAGCAUUGCGCCGCGAUGGGCUGUAGCUGGUCCAUUCAACACCUACAACAGCGCUGGCGGAACAGGUGGUAUUGCGGCAUUUUUGCAUAAUUUGGCUGAUACUAUGGAAGCGUGCUGGGAUGAUGGAGCCAAGGUUAGCCUGAAAGGAACGUCUGCCACCAGGUCUGGCGAAGACAGGGAUGAGAGUGAAGAUUGGACGGAUAAGAUUUCGAAAGAGACGGAAAAGGUUUAUGGACGACCAACGGCGGAAUCACUGGCGAAGCGUGAUGGGAAUUUACAAAAGAUCAUAGCAGCUCAGCCCCACGAGGCUUAG